CAGCCCCAGAGCCUUCCCUAAGGCGGUUGAGGAAACGGCGUCACAAGUGCCCGGAACGCUGAGCUUCCCAUAGUACUUAUUUCCCAGAGGAUACGUAUACUGUAUCUAUGUAAAAGAAAACAUGAGCAACGCUUUAACGUUUUCACUUCCACGACUAACCUCCCACCCACCCCCACCCCAUUUACAGAUAGGAAGAUUAACCCUCCAACAUUCCUCAGAAAAUAGGGACAUUCUACAGAUGUAGAAUAGUGUCCCUGUUUUCUGAGGAUUGGAGUCAGGAAACCCAACAUUGAUGUGGUGCACCACUAUAGUAGGAUAUAAACACACUAAAGUCCAAAUCGGGGCUUUGCAUUUGGCCUCUCUCCAGCUGCUUUUUAUGAGAAUCUGCUAGAGUGGAAAUUUUCGUUCCACUUCCAAGUUGUAGUUUCCCCAAUUCUGAGGAACGGAAAGUAGUUGGAGCCAUAGGACGCUAUGCCAAGAGAGGAGGGCAAACCUGAAUCUAUACUUCUUAAUAGAUUUUCUUGAGUAUAGGCCAGGCUGCAGCUUCACAGAUUACAAAAUAAGCACAUGGAAGGCAUUUAUUUGUUUUGCCAUUUAUGUGCAUGUGACAUUUAUACGUUUUUCAUUUUCUGUAUUCACUAGAUUGAGGAGCUAUGAUGUGUGCUGCAUGAAAAAAUACACCCAAAUUUGUGAUCUUUUGAUCUACAUGUGCCUAUAAAUAACUGCCUUCCAUUUGGGAUUUGUGUGAAGCUGGCAUAGGAGGGCUUUUCCAAGUCCAGUUGAAAUAUAUAAACCCCAAAUUCAAUGUGAAGUCAAGGGUGCAGUAGCAACUAACCUGAGAUAAGGGUGCUGUUCUCGGACAGAAGGAUGUCGGACCUCACUCUUUCCAAAGAGCUCCCUGAUGUGAGCCAAGCUGCGGCUGACUUGCCAGAUGCCUUUGAUUUAUCCCUGAACGAUGAUGCCAGCUCUCUGGGCUCCGACUCCGAGCUGAAUGGGAUGCCUCCAUAUCGCCAAGCUGAUCGCUAUGGCUUCAUCGGGGGCAGUAGCCUCCAGAAUGGCCUAGGGCAGCCCACAGUUGAGCUCAUCCGGCACCGUGAGACCAAGUGGCUGGAGAUGACAAGUCAUUGGGAGAAAACCAUGGCCCGGCGUUACAGAAAGGUGAAGCUGCUAUGCCGGAAGGGGAUCCCUUCAUCCUUACGUGUCCGCUGUUGGCCUCUGCUGUGUGGAGGACAAGCCAAAAUGAUGAGGAACCCCGGAAAGUACCAGGAGCUGCAGGAGAUACCUGGUGAUCCUCAAUGGGUGGAGACCAUCAGAAAGGACAUUCAUCGCCAGUUCCCUUUCCAUGAGAUGUUUCUGUCCCCUGAAGGGCCUGGGCAGCAAGGACUCCUGCAACUACUAAAAGCCUACACUGUAUAUCGGCCCCAGGAGGGUUACUGUCAGGCCCAGGGACCGCUGGGUGCUCUGCUGCUCAUGCACAUGCCUGCAGAGCAAGCCUUCUGGUGCCUGGUGCAGAUCUGCGACUGCUACCUGCCUGGCUACUACAGCCCCAAGAUGGAAGCGCUGUUGCUGGACAGCGAAGUGUUUGUUGCCCUUCUGCGCCGGGUGUGCCCCAAGGCGCUUAAGCACUUGCAGAAGCAUGGCGUGGGCCCUCUGCUCUACAUGCCAGAGUGGUUUCUGUGCCUCUUUACCCGCAGCCUGCCCUUUCCCACAGUGCUGAGGGUGUGGGAUGCCUUUCUCAGUGAGGGGAUCAAGGUGCUGUUUCGUGUGGGGAUGCUGUUGAUCCGCUUGGCCCUGGGCUCCUCAGAGAAACUACGUGACUGCGCAGGGGUGGUGGAGACCCUGGAGAAACUGCGCAGUAUCCCAGCUCACCUCCUGCAAGAAGACACAUUCAUGGCUGAGGUACAUGACGUGCCCAUCUCAGACCGUGAUCUGGAACGUGAAUGCAGAGCCCAACUGAAGAAGCUGCGCGCAUCUCGGCCUGACUUCCAGUACAGCCCAGAACUUCGGUUGUCUGGCUCAAAGGCCAUCUUUGAUGCACAGCAGCUGGAGUACACGCGGAACGACGAAGAGGAUCCUGGAAGCCACACCCAUACAUUUACCAUCCCCCAGAUCACGGUUGAUCCUCCUCCUCCAUCCCCCAAUGAGAAGAAGAAGCUGGAGAAGGCCUCUGAAGCACCAGGCCAGAAGAAAAUGAAGACGAGAAAGAAGCCGGACACACGAGGGAAGACCUUUCACUUCAUGCCACGUCCCACCAGCAGAACAGAGGGAAGGCUGGAGCCAGACGUUGUAGGAAGGAAGUCUUCCUUCUAUGUAGAUACAUGAUUCUGAACGUGGUUCUGAAGAGGUUCUGAACAGAGCUAGGCCUCUGCAGAGGAAACAAAAUUCAAGCCUCUAUCACGGCCCUGGUUUCAUUGUGCAUGUGAUCAUCUGUAGCACAUGAUGCCUUGAAGCCUGUGCUCAGUUUUUAAAAAGAAAGACUCAAAACUUCCUCAUUCAGGAGCCCUGCUCCUUAAGCCCUGAUGUGUGGCAGUGCAUGGAGGGAGAUUCCAUUCUUCCUACCCUUGGCGGCAGACAUUUUACCUACAGAUUUAGGAGGUGGGUAUUAUUUGGCUAAAAGGGGUAGUGGUUAGGGUUAGGGUAAUGUGGAUUUCAUUGAGGGGGCCCCCCUCUACCUUUCUCCUGGACGUAUGGAAACUGGCACUCACCUUAUAGCUAAUGAUAAAUCUAUGCCAGGUGAGAGAAUGGCACCUCAUCAGUUCAGACCUCAAAAUGAUUGUAAAGCCACUAUGUGACAAGAGGGUGUUAAAACUCAAUGGAAAACAGCAGCUGGGAAAACCAGGACUGCUGGAAACAAGAGCCAGGAAUGCCAGCUAUGGAAAUGGUUUGGGACAAUCAUCAUCUGCAUUCUCAGGAACUGAGUGAGCAAAUGGUGUUACUAUCAGAGAAAAGGCCUGGUGUGCAAAGGCAUAUACACACACAUGUGUCAUUCAGACUCAUGCAGCCAGGUGGCCCCUGUUGCCAGUCAAGAGAAGAAGAGGAAGGUGGCAGUGUUAUAACUAAAAUAACACACACUAUGUUUCCCCCAAUCCUUAGUUUCUCAUACUAAUAAGAUACACAUCACUGCACACAAGGAUUUCCCCACUCAAGAAGCAGGCAUAAGAGCUAGCGGGGAGGGGAGGUUCUGGAAAACAGUGUCAAGUUUUAUCAAGGCUAGCUCGCAUCCAGAAUGUAGCUUUAAUAGAGCAUCUCAUUUUAUUUUUAAAAAGAUGUAGUCCCCAGCAGCAUGGGGGAAAUUCUUUUAGUUCCUCCUGUGAGCAGUAGUACACACACGCCUGAAUAAUGACACCACAGGGGAGAAACUUGCCAUGGCCUGGGCGAUUCCAUCACCCCACCCGCACCCCAGAUAAAUGUUAUCGUCCUUGCUAGUGGUAACUAGUUUAGUCCCUUGUCAGAUUAUGUGGAGAGAGACAGCAGAGCACCUGCAGGGAUGUCUUCUCAGCUAAUCCCCUCCUCAACCUGGCCUGACACCUGCACCUGUUCGGCUCCCCCCAGCAUUAGUGCUCAAACAGGAUUAAGUCCACCCUGCAAAUUGCACAAGGUUUGGAAGUCUCUCCCUAUGACAAGGCAUAGGCCUGAGAGUAGAUGAAUAUACUGAGUGAGCCACAGAUGUGAUCCGGUCCCAGGCCAUUAUGAGGAAAGGCUACAACACUGAUGUCUUUUUGACAUUUCAAGUCAAAACGGAAGCUGGCCAGCUUGUGCGAGUCUAUACAGUGGUACCUCGCAAGACGAAUGCCUCGCAAGACAAAAAACUCACUAGACGAAAGGGGUUUUUGUUUUUUGAGCUGCUUCGC
Molecule: messenger RNA, 3851 nt
Organism: Podarcis muralis (Common wall lizard)
Lineage: Eukaryota; Metazoa; Chordata; Lepidosauria; Squamata; Lacertidae
Source: RefSeq, a predicted model, not a curated record